This is a messenger RNA of Humulus lupulus (European hop), 756 nucleotides long. RefSeq lists its product as uncharacterized. Bases 1 to 756 code for a protein of 251 amino acids. Lineage: Eukaryota; Viridiplantae; Streptophyta; Magnoliopsida; Rosales; Cannabaceae. The transcript has 3 exons. The record is from RefSeq and is a predicted model, not a curated record.
AUGGAAAAGGAGAAGAGACUCAUCGCUUCAACAAUGUUGUGGUCAUGGUGUGCUUCAGCUGCUCAAUGGAAGGGAUUAAAGAGUAGUGGAAUGAAGGAGAGAAAGCCGAUAGACUCUGAGAGAAAGAAAGAGCGAGUGAGAGUGGGAGAGAAUUACCUGGAUGUUUGCCGUGGAUUUCUCUGGGGAAUAACUGGAAAUAGAAGCAAGAUGCAUAUUGCUUCUUGGCAGAAGAACUACAAGUUGAAGCCUGAUUGCAGCUGGUAUUGGAGGAAGCUUUGUCAUAUGAGGGGAAAAUUUUGCUUAGCUGAGGUGAAUAUUGCUGGUAUAACAGGGAGGUUUAAGGCUUCUAAACUCUAUAACAAUACCUUAAGGCAACAGCUGGUGGGAUAUCAUCAAGCUGUUUGGUGUAAGCUUUCUAUCCCUAAGCAUCGUUUCUUACUUUGGCAAGUGGUUAACUCUCAGCUUCUCACUAGAGACAACAUGCUCAGGUUUUGUAUCACUAUUGAUUGUCUGUUAUGUCAUGUUUGUGGUUCCCAUAAUGAGAGUCACACUCAACUUUUCUUUGAGUGCUGUCUUUCUAAGAAUAUAAUUGAUUUAAUCUUUGCUUGGAUGGGGUUUAGAGCUUGGCCUGGUGAGUUUACUGGCUGGACAGUUUGGAUUGCUAGUAGAAGAUCUGGAAUCAUCUCCUCUAUUACCAAUAUGAUUUUGGCUGCUGUUAUAUAUUAUAUUUGGAGGAACCGAAACAUGUCUUUUUGA